UCUUUUUUCUCUGAAGUGGGUACAUCAGAUCCACCAGGGGCAAGCUGUGUUGACCACCAUUACAUCUUCCUUUGUUCUCCAUUAUCUCUGGGAAGAUGGCUCCGCAGAUCCCCAGAGGCCUUUGGACAGCAGCUGUGAUGGUGAUGCUUGUGGUGCUGAGCACCCCAGUGGCUGAGGGCAGAGACUCUCCACAGGAUUUCGUGGUCCAGUUUAUGGGCCAGUGCUACUUCACCAACGGGACGGAGCACGUGCGGUACGUGACCAGAUACAUCUACAACCGGGAGGAGUACGUGCGCUUCGACAGCGACGUGGGGGAGUACCGGGCGCUGACCGAGCUGGGACGGCCGGAAGCCGAGUACUGGAACGGACAGAAGGACAUCCUGGAGGGGACGCGGGCCGAGCUGGACAGGGUGUGCCGACCCAACUACCAGUUGGAGUUCCCCGCCUUGGAGCGCCGAGUGGAACCCAGAGUGACCAUCUCCCCAUCCAGGACAGAGGCUCUAAACCACCACAACCUGCUGGUCUGCUCGGUGACAGAUUUCUAUCCAGGCCAGAUCAAAGUUCGAUGGUUCCGGAAUGGCCAGGAGGAGACAGCCGGUGUUGUAUCCACUCCUCUUAUUAGGAACGGUGACUGGACCUUCCAGAUCCUUGUGAUGUUGGAAAUGACUCCCCAGCGAGGAGAUGUCUACACCUGCCACGUGGAGCACCCCAGCCUCCAGAGCCCCAUCACAGUGGAGUGGCAGGCGCAGUCUGAAUCUGCCCAGAGCAAGAUGCUGAGUGGCGUCGGGGGCUUCAUGCUGGGGCUGAUCUUCCUUGGGCUGGGCCUUAUCAUCCAUCACAGGAGCCAGAAAGGGCUCUUGCGCUGACACCUGAGGAUACUUUGACUGGGAUUUGUUUUCGUUCUUCUGUAAUGCCUGCUUGUCCUUGCUCAGAAUUCCCAGCUGCCUGUGUCAGCUUAUCCCCCUCUCAGAUCAGAGUCCUACAGUGACUCUGUUGCAGUCUCCAGGCCACCUCCUGUGACCCUUACCUUGAGGAUCUGAUUGUGAUACUGCUUCCUGCACUGACCCCAGAGCUCUGCCUGUGCAGUUGCUGCCAGCAGCAUCUACUUGGGUCUCAAGGGGUUUUUCUGUGUCCAUUCUCCCCCCACAGACUGUACAAGAGAAGCACAUUGAAGCCAUUUACCUGACUAUAGAGCCUUUAUCAUAAAUAAACAUGAUUAUGAGUUAUGUGUA
This is a messenger RNA of Equus caballus (horse), 1232 nucleotides long. Its product is annotated as MHC class II DQ-beta chain. NCBI's taxonomy places the organism in Eukaryota, Metazoa, Chordata, Mammalia, Perissodactyla, Equidae. The record is from RefSeq and is a predicted model, not a curated record. Gene Ontology annotation, biological process: immune response; antigen processing and presentation. Gene Ontology annotation, cellular component: membrane; MHC class II protein complex.